GUUUUCGGGUGACAAGAUGCGGUGAAGAUUGGAUGAGAUGGAGGUUGAAGAGGACUUGGAGGAGAAGGUUGACCUGCGCGCCAUGUUGGAGUUGCAGAUGUCAGAGGUUGAGAUGCUCACGAGCAUGUUCCCCAACCCAGGAGAAUUCCAGCUAGACGAUGACACCGUCCUUAGCGACAUACAGAGUUUUGUCGACGGGAAAAUCAAAUAUGAAUAUUUACAGUGCCGUAUUGGAUUUGUAGUUAAGAUUGACGCAGAUGGUUCUAAGACAGGCGUAGAGAUGGUAUGCAGGCUGCCACACGAGUACCCAAGCUUAGCCCCGGAAGUAUUCAUCAGAGCCCCAUUCAUGACUCGAGAACAGCACCGCCAGUUAGGAGAAGACCUCCAGGAGUUCUGCAUGACCAUGGAGCGAGGAGACAUCUGCCUGGGAUCCAUCAUCCAGUGGGUUCAGGAAAACGCGUGCAACUACGUCACCGAGGAAACCUCCGAAACGGGAAACAAGACAGCUGAUGAGAAAAUUGACACCGUCUUCACCAGGCUGUGGAUUUUCAGUCACCACAUCUACAGUAAAUUUAAACGCCGCGAUAUUUUAGCGUUUGCGGCCGAGUUGAAAUUGACAGGCUUCUCCCUGCCAGGGAAACCAGGGAUGAUAUGUGUGGAGGGUUACAGCCAGGCCGUAGAUGAUUACUGGCACAGGUUACGCAGACUUAAUUGGAAAAGGUUGGCGAUUAAGGAAAAGGAAGACUUUGACAUACCUAGCGAUGGGUGUAUUGAUGAUUUUAGGACGUUUAAAACAUUUGAGGAAAUUGCUUUUGAUGUCCGUGGUGGGAAAGGUAGGGAAUAUCAUAUGGACCUAGGACAGCUAUUCUCCUUCCUCGAACAGCGAAAAUUUGGACAUAUAUUUAGUCUGUAUUUUGGAGUGGAAGGUAAUUCCAAACCAGGAGGAUUUGUAAGCUCUUGAUUAUGUUUAUUUCAUAUGCAUUAAAGAGUAUUUUAAACUAUGCACAACUGGGGCUACAGGUGCGUUUGAGUGAGUGAGCGCUUGGGGUUUAACGUCGUACUCAACAAUUUUUCAGUCAUAUUACGACGACAGGUGCGUUUGAAGCUAAAUUCUGAGUAUUGUACAUAAAAUCUGGUUUAUAAGGGGAUCUCUUUCCAUUGCUAUGAUCUGUAAUAUUUCAAACUGAUCUCAAGUUUUUGUUUUUAAAUUAGUGUUUGUUAAAGCCAGAUGAUAAUGCAAUGUCUUUUAAAAUGCUGUCUUAAGAACUUAAUAUAAUAUACAUCAGCAUGCAUUCUUAUGAGCUAUUAAAAUCAGUAAAGUGGCCUACGGAAAGAAAAAAAUUUAGCACUGAAUGUCCAGUCUUUGUGCCACUGCAAUCAGGGCCAACAAAGAGUACUUCAUUUAUCAUUAUGUGGUAAAUAUGUGAUCACUAGUUGUUGAAGAAACAGCUAUCUAUUUGUUUCAGUGUCGUUCAUACAUAUGUAGUCAUAAAUAAAUGAAUUCUUGUAAACAUGCGUUAACUAAAUAUAUAUUUAUUUAGUUUUUCACUUACCUCUGUAACAUUAGACAAAAGAUGUUAAGUGUGUCAAAAUAAUAAAAAUAAGCCAAAUAAAUAAAAUACAUGUACACAUUUAUUUAA
This is a messenger RNA of Liolophura sinensis, 1640 nucleotides long. RefSeq names its product RWD domain-containing protein 2B-like. Bases 38 to 961 code for a protein of 307 amino acids. The transcript is spliced from 3 exons. Gene Ontology annotation, molecular function: protein binding. NCBI's taxonomy places the organism in Eukaryota, Metazoa, Mollusca, Polyplacophora, Chitonida, Chitonidae. The record is from RefSeq and is a predicted model, not a curated record.